AUGGAGGCAACUUAUCCACACAUAUUCUACUUCCACUUUAAAAACCUACGGAAAGCCUAUGGUCGGAACGAAACCUGGCUGUGCUUCACCAUGAAAGUUAUAAAGUGGCCCUCACGUGUCUCCUGGAAGAGUGGCGUCUUCCGAAACCAGGUGGAUCCUGAGACCCAUUGUCAUGCAGAAAGGUGCUUCCUCUCUUGGUUCUGUGACGACAUACUGACUCCCAACAAAAACUACGAGGUCACCUGGUACACAUCUUGGAGCCCUUGCCCAGAGUGUGCAGGGGAGGUGGCGGAGUUCCUGGCCAGGCACAGCAACGUGAAUCUCACCAUCUUCACCGCCCGCCUCUACUACUUCUGGAAUACAGAUUACCAGGAGGGGCUCCGCAGCCUGAGUGAGAAAGGGGCCUCCGUGGAGAUCAUGGAGUACAAACACUUUAAAUAUUGUUGGGAAAACUUUGUGUAUAAUGAUGAUGAGCCAUUCAAGCAUUGGAAGGGACUAAAAACUGACUUUUGA
Nomascus leucogenys (northern white-cheeked gibbon) is the source of this 513-nucleotide messenger RNA. RefSeq names its product DNA dC->dU-editing enzyme APOBEC-3F-like. Gene Ontology annotation, molecular function: cytidine deaminase activity; zinc ion binding; RNA binding. NCBI's taxonomy places the organism in Eukaryota, Metazoa, Chordata, Mammalia, Primates, Hylobatidae. Gene Ontology annotation, biological process: cytidine to uridine editing; DNA cytosine deamination; negative regulation of single stranded viral RNA replication via double stranded DNA intermediate. The coding region runs from base 1 to 513 and encodes 170 amino acids. The record is from RefSeq and is a predicted model, not a curated record. The transcript has 3 exons. Gene Ontology annotation, cellular component: P-body; nucleus; cytoplasm.